Gadus chalcogrammus (walleye pollock) is the source of this 596-nucleotide messenger RNA. RefSeq names its product LIM domain containing 2 (gene limd2). Gene Ontology annotation, molecular function: actin filament binding. The transcript is spliced from 4 exons. The record is from RefSeq and is a predicted model, not a curated record. Gene Ontology annotation, cellular component: plasma membrane; actin cytoskeleton. Lineage: Eukaryota; Metazoa; Chordata; Actinopteri; Gadiformes; Gadidae. Bases 234 to 593 code for a protein of 119 amino acids. Gene Ontology annotation, biological process: actin filament bundle assembly.
GGGGAGACCGAGCAGAGCCGAACAGAGAGGUCCUCGCCCGGUGUGUGGCAGCAGCAAGCAGCGAGCAGCAGCAGCAGCUAAUCUACAACAAAGCCCCACCAAUAUCUCCGAGGGGACGCGGAUCUCAGAGAGCAGACGUCCACGGCCUACAGAGUGAUCCCCGUGUUGUCCUCCUCGACCAGAGCCAGACCUUUCCCCGUGUUGUCAUCGAGCAGACCCGGACGGCAGCCCAGAUGGACAACAGAAGCGCGACAGAAGAGAAACCGGUGCAGCGAUCAAAGUCUCCUCUUCAGUCUUUCAGCUUUAAGACCCAGAGGGAGGUGUGCACGUCAUGUGACAAGACGGUGUAUCCCAUGGAGAGAUUGGUGGCCAACAACCAGAUCUUCCAUGCCAUCUGCUUCUGCUGUAAGCACUGUAACGCCAAACUCAGCCUGGGCUCCUACGCGGCACUGUCGGGAGAGUUCUACUGCAAGCCGCACUUCCAGCAGCUGUUCAAGAGCCGGGGCAACUAUGACGAGGGCUUCGGCCGCAAGCAGCACAAGGAGCUGUGGUCAGGAGGCAAGGAGUCUGAGACCAUCACCAAGACAGCCUAGACC